Molecule: messenger RNA, 2823 nt
Organism: Lobosporangium transversale
Lineage: Eukaryota; Fungi; Mortierellomycota; Mortierellomycetes; Mortierellales; Mortierellaceae
Exons: 3
Coding region: 231-2483 (750 amino acids)
Source: RefSeq, a predicted model, not a curated record
CAGCAUUUAUUUUUAUGAAAUACGGAAGCUCAUUGUCAACACUUCACUGACGUACCACUGUAAAUAUUUCUGUCUCGAGUCAAUUGAGCUCUUAGGCCUCAUUACUUCAUUCACUUUGACAUUUCAAGUUCUCUCCUUCUCUUCUUUCCGUAACUUGGCUUCUUGCUUUGCUGAUACGUUCCAAGAACGCUUGGUCAUCCAGACUCUUGCUCGGACGCAUCUCUCGCAUCAUGAACACAGAGGGGGACCUCACUAACCUUAUCAGCACCGCACAGCAGCCUCAACCACAACAACCACCACAACAACCACAGCAACGACAGCAACAGCAAUCCGUGCAGCAAGACGAAACUACUGAUUCUACUUCAACUGGUUUGCCACCAGAACAUAUUUCUUCUACGACUGCCCCUCCAUCAUCGCCCCCCAAGGAUGUUACUGCUGUCAGUGCUUCUUGUACUCGACAAUAUGCCAUGCUUCGCGCUUCCAAGAAAUUUCGUCCUCCUAUCUCUAUCUUCGACUUGCCAUGUCAACCGGCUUCGGCCCCUCCACAAGAUACUGAAAGUUUCUUUGCACAUCUUGACACGGUUGAAAAGACAUUAGAGGAAGAAGACGCUGGCCAAAUCCCUAAAGCACUCGAGACAGGGCCGCAGAUUGUGGUCGAGUCACUCAACAAGAAGCGCAGGCGUGUUCCAACUACAUCAGAGCAACCUUUAGAAAUAUCUACAGAAAUCAUACCAGAGCCACCGCCUGCAGAAGCAUUAGAUGAUAAACUGACUCCACAGGGCUUUCUAUCAAAUCCUUUGCCGUUUUCGCAAUCAUCCUCCUCAUCAGCAUCGAUGGGCAUUACAUCUGAAUCGCCUUCUAUUUCAUCCAGUUCGUCUGGUUCUCUAUCUUUCACCGGCGACACAGCAGCCACGACCACUACAGAUGAUAUGAAUGACUCUAUGCCAAAGGAUAAAAAGGUUCGAUUUUCUCAGGACCCAGCAGAAAUCCACCUGAUAAAAAACUGGAGGAGACGGGCCAGCAAGCGAAAAGAACGACACUUUAUUCGCCAUUCAGCCAUCGUAAAGCACCCUAAUGCUUUGCAGGGCAUCAGUACCACAGACACAUCGGAUACAAACACUAUGCCACCAAGAGGCAGAAUUCUCUCGGCAGACUUGCCAAGCUAUGAGGACCAGCAAUUUCAUGAAUGGCUAGCAGGGACCUCACCACCACCGCCAAUGCCGGAGCCUGUGACACAACAAAUGUCGGGAAUCGUAGCUGAGAAUUCACAAAAGCCAUCAACAAAGAAGAAACGAUUUAGUGAAAGGCUUCGGGGACCUUUAAAAACACAACAGGAAGAACCUUUGCCUGUGGAAGCCAAGGGGUCAUCAUCAAUGAUUGACGGCCAUGAAUCAGAACAAAUCAGCAUGUCAAAGCAGCUUGCUUCUGAUCAGGAUCAGAGUCAGGACCCCAAUGAAGAUACUGUGGAACUAGAGUUUGUUCCUGAGACACAGGAGGAGGCUUCAAUGGAUCCCGAGGGAACCAGUAAGGAGAUUGCUUCAGAAAAGAAUACAAGUACUAGCAUCCCUCAAACAAAUACUAUCAUAACUCGUAUCCCAGGUCCAUCCAUGCCAACCAUCUUCAACACAAAGAAACAUAACGAUAUACUAGACAAGGGCGAUGAAAGCGCAUCAGCAACUACACUAAAGCCCAACAAUAUGACAGUCGAUGCUAUAGGAGAGCUCAUACAGGUCGACUCUGAUCUCGAAGAAAAAUCGGUCAAUCUGGACGGUAUUAUUGAAAAUACAUCGUCUAGUACGAAUACUGCGCUUGAUUUGCAAGCAAUUACAGCGUCUUCUAAGGGGAAGGCUAAGAAGGAUAAGGAGCCAGUGAAAACAGUUGCAGCAAUGAUUAGACCAAGACGGAAGCUUGUGGCUCCUUCAAAGUCUUCACAUAUAGUUGAACCACAAUCGGAGAAACCUAGUAGCAAUAUGAGUUCUGAUGUUGCGGCAGGAAAAAAACAUGCACCUUUAGCCCGUACUAUCUCAUUGAUAAGUAUAGAGGAUGAUGACGACGAUACUAAGGUCGCAGAUAUUGAUAAAGCGCCAACACCACCAAUGCCACAGACGAAUAUGGCAUCUAAACCUGGCAGCACUGCAAGGCAGACACAGGCUUCUGUUAAAAAAGGCAAAAAACCUGCUACCACCGAGUCGCCAGCGUUGCCAUCAUCGUCCAAAGCGAAAACCAUUGCACUCUCCGAGUUAAGCCUCUAUGUCAUUCCAAAUAACAUGGAUACUGCUAUAUUCAAUAUUACCCGAAAGCGCGUGAUAGAGUUGCAUGGGAAAUGGCUUGGCCCCGCGUUUAAGGUACUCUCUACAGACCCUCGCGCCAAAGCUGAAAUCCCACCGUUAGAUCAGGAGAAUACUACCCACAUUGUCACAGCCUUUACGAGUGUUGAAGAAGUGAAACGUUUUUUCAAUGUAACUACAAUCAAUGUAACCUAAAAUCGCGAUUGUAAACAGAGAUUGGUUAUCGGAUUCAAUUAUGUUUAAACGGCCGAUGGAGGCACAGGGUUAUGCCCUUCGGAAAACAUACGCGCUGCCCUCAGGCUCAAAAAUACCUUCACAAGACGAAACUCCACCACAUACACAGCACUGGGAGGAGAGAAUUGAGGGCUCAUCAACCAAAAAUGAUAAUAAGCGGCUCGGCGAAUUUGAAAGCACAGAGAAUAGUCACGACAAUGUCUUUAAGGAGAUCAUGCAAGGGAUUCAAGAAGGAUCUUUAGAUGAUGCUGAGCUUUCUGAUGGUCAAGAUAAUAACGGGGAUGCCACAGAAAGAAAUGAU